Molecule: messenger RNA, 1470 nt
Organism: Peronospora matthiolae
Lineage: Eukaryota; Oomycota; Peronosporomycetes; Peronosporales; Peronosporaceae
Source: the annotation of a GenBank genome assembly
AUGAUAAGUCGCGAUGUCAACUUCGAUGAGUCGGCCUUUGGACUGUUGAUGCUGAUUUCCGAUGACGAUGUUGAUGGCCUGGACUUCGAAUCGAUCGAUCUUGAUGAUGAAGAACCGCGUCCGAGACACUUCAAACAAACAGGAAAGCGCAAGGCCCAACCCAGUCACGACAAUGACGACGCAAGCAUGCCCCGAGCAGUGCGCCAACGACCCGGAUUGGAAGAGUCAAGUGCGCCGGAUGACCUCUCUUCACGUCGAGCCAACGAAGAUGAAGAAAGGAAGUCGGAGGAACAACAUGACACACCGACUUCCUCCGCGUUUUGGCACGCGAGUGCAAACGCCGUCGAAGCAGCGGUCGAUUUUUCGGAGCCGUCGGCAUUUGAAGAAGCAGUGUCUGGCCCGGACCAAGUACACUGGCGCAAGGCAAUUGAUGCGGAGCUCGAUUCGAUGAAGCUUCGCGGUGUCUUUCGUGCGGCCAAGUUACCCAACGGACAAAGCGCCAUCGGCACAAAGUGGGUCUUCAAGAUCAAGCGCAAGGCGGAUGGGUCGAUCGAGAAAUACAAGGCACGACUUGUGGCCAAGGGUUUUCGCCAAAAGUAUGGCAUCGACUACACGGAGACGUUCUCGCCCGUGGUCAAGUAUGUGACGCUGCGAAUGGUCAUCGCCAUUACCAAGCACUUUGGAUGGCCCCUCGACCAGCUCGAUGUGGUGACUGCGUUCCUGUAUGGAGUGAUGAAGGAGAAGAUGUUCUGCGCUGUUCCGGAAGGCGUCAAGAUGGAAGGUGAUUUCGACUGUCUCGAGCUGAUCAAGGCGAUCUACGGUCUCAAGCAAGCCUCGCGUGUUUGGACCGAGACCUUCGACGAGUUCAUACGCUCGAUUGGUUUUCAAGCGUCGGGAUUCGAUCCAUGUCUCUACAUCAUGACUUCGGAAGGCCAUUGUGUGUUUGUGCUGGUCUACGUGGACGAUGUCUUGGUGACCGGAAGCUCGCUCGAGAUGAUUGCGCGCACCAAGAACGACCUCAAGACACGCUUCGAGAUGACGGACAGCGGCAAGUGUGCCUUUGUUCUUGGGAUCGAGUUAUUGGACGGUGAAGAUGGCAGCGUGACUAUGUGUCAGCGCCGUUAUGUCGACGAUGUCCUCAAGCGCUUUGGAAUGGAUGAGUGCAAGGCUGUGGCAAGUCCGGUGGACGUCAGCUCUCGACUGGUUCCGAGCAACUCUGCAAGCAAGGUGGAUGUCCCAUUCCGUGAAGCAGUGGGUGAUUUGAUGCAUCUGACGACUGCAACGCGACCGGACAUCGCCUAUGCUGUAAGCUUUGUGUCACGGUUCAUGGAGAAACCCCCAAGAAGAACACUGGGUUGCAGUCAAGCGCAUCUUCCGAUACCUACAAGGCACCAAGAUGCAUGGAAUCUGCUACAAGCCAAGUGCGAAGAUCGACUUUCGUGGCUAUUCAGAUGCAGACUGGGCCGGUGA